Geodia barretti is the source of this 245-nucleotide messenger RNA. The record is from the annotation of a GenBank genome assembly. NCBI's taxonomy places the organism in Eukaryota, Metazoa, Porifera, Demospongiae, Tetractinellida, Geodiidae.
UUUCGACGGCCAUCACUGUUAUUUUGAGCAAAUGGUAUUAUACGUAUCAAAUUGCACCUAUUUUCUAGCAGGAGUGUUUCUGAGAAGGCAGUCUUGUGGCCAAAGACCUAGGGAUUACAUCCACGAGAGAGUCAAGAUAAGGAGAAGUGUUUCUUGAGAGAGGAGAUGUAGCGGUGUAUCCUGAGAGCAGGUCCUGUCUUGAGGUCCAUCAACUUCACCAUCAUCGGAGGAUCCAGAGACAGCAG